UUUCAAGUUUAAAUGUCAUUAUUGAAAUUCUUGGAAAAUUUAUCUGAAUAAAAAUUAUAUAGUAUACAGAUCAUUUCCAUAACCAAUAACAAACCAUGCCAAUAUUUGAAUCGAAAAUUGCAUUAAAAUUUCCCAAUUCAUUAUCUGAAUCAAAAAAGUUGUAUCGGAGAAGUAUUUACAAUUUAAAUCCUCGUGGUUCUGUCAAAAAAAUAGAUAGUCAGCUCAUGAAAGAAAACAAGUCAAAAAUCAUAAAUAAUUUAAUAACUAAACCACUAGAAAUAAAAUAUUCUUGGCAAGAUUUAGAAAAUUGGGUACCACCUUCCAAAAAAAAAUGUAAUCAAAAUAAUGAAGAGUAUAAAUAUAAUAAUUCAACUAGUGAAAUGAAAUAUCCUGAGCAAGUAAUUGAUAUAAGUGUCCAAACUUCUGAUUCUCUAUUAAAAGAUAACAAUUCUCGUGAAAUUUACUAUCCAUGCUCUGUAAAAUACUCUUGGCAAAUAAUUGGCAAAGCCACGCAAGCUGUUUUAGAUAAUAGUUUAGAAGUUUCAGAAGAAAAUUACUGGAAUGGCAAACUCAUAACUCCUAAUUCAUUUAAUUCUAAAAAUAAAUCAAUGUCAAUUACUAACGACGCUGAAAAACACACUAACAAUUAUAUAGUUUACACCCAAGCUACCCAAACUGUUGUUGAUAAAGAACUUGAAACGGAAUUAACAGAUUGCCGAGUUAAAUACUCUUGGCAAAAUUUAACGAGACCAUAUUUAUCUUCUAAUACUUAUUCUUGAUUCACAACUAUUUCUUCUUUAGUUAUGCAAUAUUAAUUACAUUGAAAACAAUCAUUCAAUAAAUUCAAAAAAUGGAUCAUGAAAACAAUAUUCGUCCAAAUAUAUCUGUAGAUGAAGAGUCUACUGAUUCCCUAAAUUCUACAUUGACUGAUUCACAGAUCUUAGAUAAUUCAGGAGAAGAGAUUAAUUUAAAUAAUUGUUUUAAAUCAUAUUAUGUAAAUAGAAAAGUUUAUAAAAAAGAGUUGUUAUCACGUUUACAUAAAGCGCAAAAUAGAAUCAAAGUAUCUGAAGAGUUUAUUAAUGAUUCACUACCAACUCUUCCAAAAGUAGAAAUAAGUAACAAUGAUCUAAUGAAUCUCAAAAGCUUGCCGAACCAUAUCGAAGAAGACGUAAAAUCUUUGAUCGUAGAUAUUGACGAACAUAUAAAAAAAUUAGAAGAACAACUCUCUGAUCUGGAUAAUGCUGAUACAGAGAUAAUUAAAACUACGAACAGAGUUAUUGAGGACAUCGAUAACACGUACGAUCAACUAAUGUAUCAAAUUAUUCAAGAAAUAAAUAAUAAAAGAGAACUUACAAAAUUAGAGGCUCAGGUGUUUAAGCAUGAGAGUUUAGUUCCAUUAAAAGCAUGCAGAAAGGAGAUAAAAUCCGAGAUAUUUUAUAAGACGCAAGUCAUGCGUCAAAUAGAUAAAGCGAUAAAAAAUUAUUUACCGACGUCUAGUAGUCAUGAAAUAGAACAACUUAUUCAUUAUAAUCGCGAUAUUGUUGGAAUACCAGCUGUACCUUUAUCAGACGAGCUUCCAGGUCUUACACUUAAAAGACCAUCAAAUUCAGCAGUAAACGAAGUACUAAAUAAAAUUUAUGACUUGGGAUCAGUGUUACGACUAGGUUGUGUUCAAAUAACUGAUAUAGAAGAAAAGCCUGGAUCAGUAUAUGUAAAAUGGAAUAUAACUGAUUCAGAAUACUCUACAGAAGAACAAACUUACAUUCUACAAAAAGCACCUGGGGAAGUUUCGGAUCCUUUUGCCGACGUUUUUGAGACUGUAUAUGAAGGAUCCGAGUCUGCUUGCUUCGUUAGAGAACUUUCAGUUAAUCAAUUAAUUACUCUGCGAGUUGGUAUUCAAUCCCUUGACUCAGCUUGGAGUGCUCUACGCGUGGCAAGAACGAGAAUUGCUUGCUAUAGAUGGGAUCCGUAUAAUGACGAUUUUAUAGUUACGAAUAACGGAAGGAUUGCUACAAAAAUACGUGGAAAUUCAAGUAUCCUUUUUUCUCAAGGACCACAAUUAGAAGCUAAUCAGAUAAUUGAAUUUUUGUUCUUAGAAGUUCCUAAAAAUAGCACGGAUGAAGAAGCAAUAGCGUUAGUGGCUGAUCGACGAGAUGAUAAGAAUCUCCGAAGAAAAGGAGUAUUGAUGGUAACAUCGUUAGGUAAAAUAUUUAUGAAUGGUGAGGAAAAGCUUAUGCAACUACCACAAAUAAAAUCAGGUGAAAGAAUAAUUUUUGUUAUAUCACGGAAAAAUGAUGAAUCAUUAAGAAUAAAUAUAGAAUCCGAAAAUAAAAUUGUAACAUAUGAUUGGAUUGUAAAAACUCCAUUAUAUUUUGCUACUCAAUUAUCGGGACAUAACAAAUGGAAUAUAAUGGUCAAAUAAAUGGAAAAAUAUACACAUAUA
Messenger RNA from Chelonus insularis, 2443 nucleotides. RefSeq names its product cytokine receptor-like factor 3. The transcript has 7 exons. Lineage: Eukaryota; Metazoa; Arthropoda; Insecta; Hymenoptera; Braconidae. The record is from RefSeq and is a predicted model, not a curated record. The coding region runs from base 851 to 2422 and encodes 523 amino acids.